Molecule: messenger RNA, 1062 nt
Organism: Megalops cyprinoides (Indo-Pacific tarpon)
Lineage: Eukaryota; Metazoa; Chordata; Actinopteri; Elopiformes; Megalopidae
Product: neurogenic differentiation factor 4-like
Exons: 1
Coding region: 1-1062 (353 amino acids)
Molecular function (GO): protein dimerization activity
Source: RefSeq, a predicted model, not a curated record
AUGAUGACCAAGCCUUACGGGAAGCCAGGAGAUGUGGCUGAGCUGGUGAGCUCUCUGGGCUGGAUGGAUGAAGACAUGAGUUCCCAGGACGGGGAGGAGGUGGGGCACUUUGCGCUGGACAGGUGUGGGCGGAGCAACAGGGAGUUGGGGAGUGAGGAUAUGGAGGAGGAAGAAGAGGAGGAGGAGGAGGACGGGGGCGUGGAGGGAGAGAGGGCGCCCAAGCGGCGGGGUCCCAAGAAGAAGAAGAUGACCAAGGCCAGGCUGGAGAGGUUCCGCGCCCGGCGGGUGAAGGCCAACGCUCGCGAGCGCUCACGCAUGCACGGGCUGAACGAUGCCCUGGAGAACCUGCGCAGCGUCAUGCCCUGCUACUCCAAGACCCAGAAGCUGUCCAAGAUCGAGACCCUGCGACUGGCCCGCAACUACAUCUGGGCCCUGUCGGAGGUGCUGGAGGGCAGCCAGUCCACCGAGAGCCGUGGCUUUGUGGAGAUGCUCUGCAAGGGGCUCUCGCAGCCCACCAGCAACCUGGUGGCUGGGUGCCUGCAGCUAGGGCCGGCGUCCAUGCUGCUGGACAAGCUGGAUGAGAAGUGUGGGGGUCUGGCGGGGGUCGUGGGGGGUGGACCGCAGGGGCACCCGCUCAGCUACCCCUCUCCCGGCCUGCCCAGCCCUCCCUACGGCUCCGUGGAGGCUUCUCACCUCCUGCAGGUGAAGAGCUUCAAGGGCGCUGCCUAUGAGACCCCCUCGCCGAUCGAGGGUGGCGCCGGCACACCCCCUUACGAGGGGCCUCUGACGCCCCCCCUCAGCAUCAGCGGCAACUUCGCCCUGAAGCAAGAGCCCUCGCCUCAUGAGGGGGAGAGGAACUACACCGUCUGCCCCACCCAGGGAGUCCACGGUGCCCAUUACCUCCCCUCCCAUCACUACACGCCCUCUCCCCUGGGGCUCCCGGGCCACCAGGCCCACACUGUCUUCCAGGCAUCCCGCUACGAGCUGCCCCUGGACACGCCCUUUGACUCCUUCGCCCCGGCCCAUAUAAGCACACAGAUGAGCACCAUUUACAACGAGUGA